Molecule: messenger RNA, 2529 nt
Organism: Eutrema salsugineum
Lineage: Eukaryota; Viridiplantae; Streptophyta; Magnoliopsida; Brassicales; Brassicaceae
Exons: 6
Coding region: 17-2377 (786 amino acids)
Biological process (GO): SCF-dependent proteasomal ubiquitin-dependent protein catabolic process
Cellular component (GO): SCF ubiquitin ligase complex
Source: RefSeq, a predicted model, not a curated record
CAUCGCCGAUACAACCAUGACGAUACUCCGAUCUCGUGAAAUACCAUCGAUCUCAGGCAAGCCAUUCCCUAAACGACGGUCCGACAUCAGCCAGCCGUCCACUCCCGCUCGGACACAAGAGCCCAAUGUUCACCGCUCGCCAGUUGAGCCCGAACACGAAGGAUCGGAUCCUGUUGAUGGACCCACGAACACUUCCCGGAGGCGAAGUCCUCUUCUUGCUUAUAAAUGCGGCGACGACGGCGAUGAAUCUCUGAAUGGAUUUUCUGAGAAAGAGGUUAGUGUUGAUGAGAGGUUUUUGAGUUUGCGGUCAGGGAAGAGAGUUGCUAAGAGGUGUGUAGACAAUGGUCUUUAUGAAGUUGAAAUCAGUGGAGAUAAGGUUUUGCAAGAGGGAAAAUCAGGAAGUGAGAGUAAACGCAAGAGGGUUUGUGUGGAUUUGGUUGAAGAAGACGAUAUUAUGAGCAAUAAAUCAGACAACAAUGAAGCUUAUGCAGUGGCUAAUGGAGAUAUUAUGGGUGAUACUGUCAGAAGAAUGAUCAUUGAGGAGGAGGGAAAGACUGUGAUUGAAGAUAGGAGUGACAAUGAGAAUCAUGCUCAAGUUUUGCUAGUAGAGAGUCAGAACAAAGGAAAGGGGAUAAUGGAAGAUUCUUACAUAGGCAGUGAUGUGCAGGUGAAUUGUGUUGAGAUGCCAAGUAGCUCAAUGGGUAGAAGAAAAUAUACUAUGGAGGAAAAGGGUAAGGGUAUUCAGUUGGAGAGUGUCUCUCCUCCUCGGAUCACGAAUGAAGUUACCGGAGUUGGUGUAGAAGAAAAAAUGGAACUUGAGAACUCAGUUAGCAAUCAGAAACCCCCUGAAGCCUCUGAAACCGAAUUGCCUGCGCCGGUUAAUGCAGCACAAACACAGAUUCAUCAUAAUGGUGGUGAAAUUGGAAACGCUUCAAGGUUUCGAAACUUUGCAGAGAAACAUGCUUCCAGAUUUGCUCGUUUUGAUGCUGGAAUGGAGGAAGAUGAGGAAUUGUCAGAUGAAGAGGUUGAACAACAAGUCGAAGAUUGGCCUGGCCCCUUCUCUACUGCCAUGAAAAUAAUGAAGGACCGAGAAGAGAACACGAUUCUUUAUAAUGAAGCUCGUAUCUCCAGAGAAAGAUCUUCGUCAGUUAUUUGGGCUCCCAGAAAAAACCACAGUGUCGUCCCUCCGACAGCUCCGUCUCUCCAAGAACUAUCCUUGCGAAUUCUUGUCAAGAAUGCUGAUGCCAUCACCUCGCUUGACUAUGUUCCAGACGCCCUGAGGGUUAAGCUUUGUCAAUUGCUUUGUGAUUCUAGGAGAAUGGACGUGCACUUUCUCAAUCUUCUCGUCCGUGGAACUCCAACAGAGAUUUCUGUUCCCGAUUGCUCAUGGCUGACCGAGGAAGAGUUCACCGAAUGUUUUAAGAACUGUGACACCAGUAACUUGAUGGUUCUUCAACUGGACAUGUGUGGGCGUUGUAUGCCAGAUUAUGUAUUACCUUCCACAUUAGCAAGGUCACCAGAAAACUUGCCGAUGCUGUCUUCUCUAUCUUUAAUUGGUGCAUGCCGGCUUUCCGAUGUGGGGCUACGGACACUUGUUUCCGCUGCUCCUGCUAUUAAAUCUAUUAAUCUCAGUCAAUGCUCUCUUCUAACAUCAUCUAGCAUUGACAUUUUAUCUGAUUCAUUGGGGUCAGUUUUAAGGGAACUGUAUAUCAACGAGUGCCAGAACAUUGACCUGAAGCUUGCUUUGUCGGCAUUAAAAAAGUUUGAGAAGCUGGAAGUAUUGUCUUUUGUGGAUCUUCCUUCAGUCAGGGGUCGGUUCUUGAGGGAGUUUGUUUCUGCUAGAGGACAAGCCCUAAAGCAACUUAUUUUGACCAACUCUGUGAAAUUAACUGACUCUUGUGUUAAAGACAUAUCUGAAAACUGUCCUAAUUUAAGCGUACUUGACCUGGCUAACGCACGCAAGCUGACUGAUUCUGCUCUGGGUCACCUUGCAAAUGGCUGUCAAGCUCUGGAGAAAUUGAUUUUUUGUCGGAACUCUUUCAGUGAUGAAGGUGUAGCUGCAUUUGUAGAAACCGCAGGCGGUUCAUUAAAGGAGCUAUCACUAAACAACUGUAAGAAGGUUGGCCAUAACACGGCCGCAGCACUUGCUAAACAUUCCGGAAAGCUGCAAAUUUUGGAUGUAUCCUGGUGCCGAGAUAUCUCAGACGAUUCAUUUGGCUACAUUGUCGAUAACUGUUUAUCCUUGAAAGUGUUGAAAGUCUUUGGAUGCACUCAGAUUACGGAUGUAUUCGUUCGAGGUCACUCGAACCCUAAUGUGAAGAUCAUAGGUUUGAAGAUGGAUCCCUUCUUGGACCAUCUGACCAAAAAAACUUGCUGAUUGGUGAAAGAUACUCUGACCCUUGUCUCUAUCUCUGCUCUGUUUGUUUUUGGAGAAGAAGAGCAGAUAUGUUUUUAUUAUUGUCCCAACAUCGUUUGGUCUUUAAUCUAAUAUCAAUUUAAUUAAUAUCAAACCGAUCAUGUAAGGGUGCA